AUGCGAAAUAUCGAGCAGCAAAUGUUUGAGAUUCAAUGCCGAGGCAUACCUUCUAGAACUUUCUUAGAGGUCAGAACACUCGUCAUCACUUCGUCUUCGGUCGAUCCACCAAAACUUCAUUUAUAUCAAUGGCCUCCUCCAGAGUUCGUCAAGUUGGACAAAGUGAUCUGGAUAGUCGAUCCUCAAGCAUUCUACUCAGGUUCCCCUGUCUACCUGCUGUCAUCUGAGCAAGUAAGUAGCUCUGCCGCUUCAACAAGGAUCGGAAAGCUUCUACUCGUAUCCCUUUUGGAACGUUUCAAGGAUAUACCCAUAACGAUUGUCAAUUUGGGGGCAAGUCAGCAGCGCCAGUUAGGUUCUUCGGGGGUUUCUUCACCAGUUGGCUUCACCGCGGAAGAGAUUCUGAGAAAUAGUCUGGUACAGGCGGUGAAUAACGGUAGUUGCAACAUCAAGAAAGAGCAACUAAAGAAAAUUGAGGGGUUGGUCGAUUUUAUCACUCUUGAAGAGUUUCUAGUGAAAGAGGAUUGGAAAGAUUGGUUCGAAAAAGAAGAAAUGACGAAUUGGGUUGCCAUCAUGAAUAUGCAGAAAAAUUAG
Kwoniella mangroviensis CBS 8507 is the source of this 591-nucleotide messenger RNA. RefSeq lists its product as uncharacterized. The coding region runs from base 1 to 591 and encodes 196 amino acids. The record is from RefSeq and is a predicted model, not a curated record. NCBI's taxonomy places the organism in Eukaryota, Fungi, Basidiomycota, Tremellomycetes, Tremellales, Cryptococcaceae. The transcript has a single exon.